CAUUCGAAUCAAAAAGAUCGAACAUCAAACGCUUUUAUUAUCUUCUUGAUUUUGUUCUUAUGAUCUUACAAGAUGAGAGAUUUAUCCUCUAUAGAUUUUAAGGACAAUGUCAGGUUUGUUGUUCGUCGAGAGCUCAAAAGUAUGGGACUAAAAGUUCCCAAGAAUAAGUCGAACUCUAAGCUGGCGAUUGAAUGCAACGGAGAAGGAGUCUUUGGUAUUCYUCUGGACCAAGUUCCAACAAGAAACGUCGGAGAAGAUUUUUAUUGUGGUGUUCCUAAAUUUUUGGUUGAUUCCUGUAGUUUUCUUCGCAAAUAUCUUGGUACAGAAGGAUUAUUUAGAAAAUCUGGCUCUGUUCAAAGACAGAAAAUUCUCAAACAACAAAUUGAAGAAGGAGAAGAUAUCUCUGCAGCACAUCCCCACGAUGUGGCAAGUUUGAUAAAACAAUUCUUUCGACAUCUCCAAGAGCCAUUACUCACCAAUCUUUACCAUGACAGCUUCAUUAAAUCCUUGAGGCAGGAAAAUGAAGGAGAACGCAGCAGAAUGAUUUUGUAUAUCUGCUUAAUGCUGCCCUUAACUCAUCUGCAAACCCUGCAGUACAUCAUGAAAUUUGCUGCAGAGGUUGCGACUCACUCAGAAAGGAGUAAAAUGGGUUUGUCUAACCUUGCAAUUGUCCUGACUCCCAAUCUCAUGCAUAAUAAUUCUAAAAAGGAUAACAGCAGUUCUUCAGAGAAACUUAAAGAUCAGACUGAGAUUAUUGAGACUUUAUUAAAAAAUGCUGAUCAGAUUGGCAAGGUUCCAAAUGAUGUUUAUGAGAAAGCAAAAAUGAUUGGAGAGGAUGGAGACUAUGCUAUGACAUCUUCUGGUGAUGAACUGGAGGGAGAAAAUCUUCAGAGAACAAAGAGCAAGAGAGCUCCAAGGGCUAGAACGAGAACUGGAUCAAUCACUGGGUUUAUUGGACAUAGUCUAAAUAAACUCAAGACCAACUCAAGUUCAUCCAAGCACACCCCAGUGAACCGUCACAGAAGAACCAAGAGUGUUAAGGCUGACUUAAUGAGGAACAAAUGCAAAUAUGCUGAAGCUAAUGAUAUUGUCAUCAGCAAAGAUGAUACAGCUUUAGAUACUUUUGCUUGUCAAGCAACUGAAAGAAUGAGUAUGAGAAUAAGUUCUAACAAGCGCAGGGUGGAGUAUAACAAUUCAGUUUUGUCACCUGCAAUUAAAAGAAGACAAAGAAUAGCACAACAGCAUGAAGGUGAUGCUGGGAUUGGACAUCCAAGGAUUAUCUCAAGAUCCACACAAAUGUUCACUACCACAAUCAAACCCUUGACUCCUGUGAGACCUCUAUCUGACAUGGUUAAGAGUGAGCAUGCUAAGGUAUUACUGUCUGAGGAAACAGAACAUGUUAAAGUCAUAGAUGCCAUGACAUACGUUCCAUCACCUGAUAAAAAUGCACAUGAAUACACAAGGCAUGCACGCGUACGUAUACGAUCACCUCGCUCUGGUUCAACCACCCAAUUAUUAGGAGAUGAAGGUUUAGAGUCACCAGUCUCAGGCAGACAAGAUGCUGUGUACAGCAGGCAUGGGGGGAAAGGAGGUGAAAUGCAGAGAAGAAAAGUCACAAGAAGGCAUUCAUCUGGUGCAACAUCCUGCUUCAACUCUUCACCAAGACAGCGCAAGGGAAAUAAUGUGUACAAACAGGAAUCUAGUUCCUGUGCAGCCAACAAAACCCCAGAUCGAGAAAACAUGAAUCCAGAUUUAGUAUCUGUUGCAGUAAAGAACAGUAUUUCUAGCACCAACAAGUAUCAAAAUCCAAAGUAUUCUAGUACAGGAGAUAAAAUGACACCAUGUAAACUCCAUAUUGCCACUCCACCACCAAUGACAGGCCACAGAGAAAUGAAAACACUGUUAUCACAAAAAAUCUAGAUGCCUCUACCAUCAGAAUACAUUGUAUAUAAUUAACAAAGAGGUAAAAUUUGAGAUAUAUUUCAAUUUAUAUAGGUCAUACCUAUUUUCAGAAUAACACAGCUAGAUGACUAGAAGAAACACAGAUGUUUGAUUUCUUUUUUUUUUUCCUUUUCUUUUUUUUCGUUUACUGUCAUAAAAUUUUCACAAACCUGAAUUUUUUAUUUUGACUUAAUUGGCCAGAUGCCUGGAGCUAUUGAAGUUGUGUAAUUAUGAACAUAGAACAUAGAUGUAGUCAUUUUAUAAACUAAGGAUGUUUUUUAAAAUAGUAUUAUUUUUGAAUUUAGAUAUGUGCAGAAUCUUUUAAUAGUGUUUUUCCAGGAAUACUCUUUUUCAAUAACAUACAUGUAUGCCUGGUAAUUAUAGUGACAAAGUAGCUUUUGCUGGGAGCAAAUCAAGUCAAUUCCAAGAAUUUGUCAGGAAAUGCAAUCUUUUUAAGGGCACAUGCCUAUGGAAUAUCAUAAAAAUGCCUUGACUGACAACCAUUAAAACUUGUUGCCAUAGCAAGCCUAUGAUUCUAUGCUUACUAUUGAACAUUAGACACUGUAAAAAAAACGUGAACCAGACUUUUCUAAAUGACAUGUGUCUUCUUUUGCAAAAAGAGCAGUGUAGUAAGAAUAUCUAAUAUAAGUUUUCAAGUUCCAGAAAAAAGAAAUCUUGAGCUUUGUUCAUGAACAAAAAUUACUCUUAUUGAAAAAAACUACAGUAUAGCCUCAAUAAUGAUGGAAUACAUUAUGUACAGUGUAUACUUAAAGUUAUUAGAUGAUAUUAGAUUGYAACUGUAUCACCAUGACAGUGAAGAUGAUUUAGUGUUAUUACAAGGAAUAAAUUAGAGUGAUUUUAAAAUAGGGGUGUCCAGAUAACCUGGAAAAAAAUGAAAAUUUUGAGAAUGUUUGACCACAGAUUUUGAAUAGGUUUUUAAUUUUUUUUAAUAUGUGAAAGCCAAUACAAAUAAAUUGUUUGAAAACAGUGGCUAAAAGAUAAAGAUCAACAUUGUUCCUUCAUUAGUUACUAAAUAGCAGCCUAUCAAAAAGUCUGAUCAGCAAAGAUAACUUAAUGGAACAAUCUUGAUUUUAUCUUCUUUAAAGGAACGACUUUAACUUUAAGCACUUAGUUUUGUGCCAUCAAAGAAACCCAAACCAUUAAAAAACAAAUGAAAAUUCCUUAAACCCUCUCUUUCAAAUAAAAUUCCCUUAGGGAGUUUUAGUGUGCUUUGUAUACAUUAAUGGAAAACAGACAGAUUCACUAGCGUAUGAUAAAUUUAUAAUUUUGUAUUAGCUUUUUAUGAAUUAUUUUAAAUAAAAAAUAAAGGGGAGAGUGAUUGAACCUUGGACU
Actinia tenebrosa (Australian red waratah sea anemone) is the source of this 3294-nucleotide messenger RNA. RefSeq lists its product as uncharacterized. Gene Ontology annotation, biological process: signal transduction. Gene Ontology annotation, molecular function: GTPase activator activity. The record is from RefSeq and is a predicted model, not a curated record. NCBI's taxonomy places the organism in Eukaryota, Metazoa, Cnidaria, Anthozoa, Actiniaria, Actiniidae.